AUGGGGCUCGAUAUCAUCGAAGGUAAAGGACAGGGGCUUCUAGUCUUGCUUCACGGCGGACCUGGAACUGGAAAGACUCUGACGGCAGAAAGUAUCGCCGAGGAGCAGGAGAGGCCUUUGUAUAGGGUGACGUGCGGCGAUAUCGGGACUGAGCCUAAGGAGGUAGAGCAGGUAACUCUGUCACCCUCGCCUGGUCCGGUCUAUAUGCUAAUUGGGAGCAUCGUCCUUCUCGAUGAGGCAGACGUCUUUCUCGAGGAGAGGUCCUUUUCAGACCAGAAGCGAAAUGCCAUCAUUUCAAUCUUCCUCCGUAUCCUGGAGUACUAUGAUGGCAUCCUCAUCUUGACGACCAACCGCAUCGGCAGCUUUGACGAAGCCUUCAAGUCACGCAUCCAACUGGCCUUGGGCUACCCGACACUUGACGAGGAGGACCGGCUCAAGAUCUGGGGCAACUUUGUACAGAUGCUUCCUCGCACCAAGGACCGCGUCGACAUGGAGGACCUGCAGAUGAACUUGCCCAAGCUAGCGCGGGACGAGAUCAACGGACGCGAGAUCCGCAACAUCAUCACCAUGGCGCGGCACCUGGCCAAGUUCCGAAAAGAGACGCUCCGCUAUCAGCACAUGCGGGACGCCCUAAGGUCAUCGCAGAAGUUCAGCGAGUACCUGACCCAGGUCAAGGGCGUCUCGGACGAUGACUGGGCGAGGGCGGACAAGCUGAGGUAG
Molecule: messenger RNA, 720 nt
Organism: Fusarium vanettenii 77-13-4
Lineage: Eukaryota; Fungi; Ascomycota; Sordariomycetes; Hypocreales; Nectriaceae
Exons: 3
Coding region: 1-720 (239 amino acids)
Molecular function (GO): ATP binding; ATP hydrolysis activity
Source: RefSeq, a predicted model, not a curated record